ACAGGGUGGAUUUUUCCGCUAGUUGGCGCUACAGUCGUAUAGAUGAUAAAAUCACUUGACACGUCGAUCGGUUUUUCGUGGUGAUUAAACCUCCUAGAUUUUCACUUAAUUGCCCUAUUUUCCAGUGGUUUUUCGCGGAAAGUUUUCAAUAUUCAGCAAGAGGAGAAAUGGUGUUAAUCGCUGCGGCAGUUUGUACAAAAGUCGGGAAAACCAUAGUUUCCCGGCAGUUUGUGGAGAUGACAAAGGCAAGAAUUGAAGGAUUGUUGGCUGCUUUUCCUAAGUUGAUGACUCCUGGGAAGCAGCACACUUUCGUGGAGACAGAUUCAGUGAGGUAUGUGUAUCAGCCGAUGGAGAAGCUGUAUAUGCUGCUGAUUACCACAAAAGCCAGCAAUAUCCUUGAAGAUUUGGAAACACUGAGGCUGUUUUCAAAAGUCAUCCCAGAAUGCUGUCGGAAUCUCGAUGAGCGAGAAAUUCUCGACAAUGCCUUCAAUUUGAUCUUUGCUUUUGACGAGAUUGUUGCCCUUGGUUAUCGUGAGAGUGUCAAUUUGGCCCAGAUAAAGACAUUUGUCGAGAUGGAUUCGCAUGAGGAGAAAGUGUUCCAGGCAGUGCGUCAGACGCAGGAACGAGAGGCCAAGAUGAAGAUGCGCGAGAAGGCUAAGGAGUUGCAGAGGCAGCGAAUGGAGUCCGCCAAGAAGGGUAUGUCAUCGAUGAGGAGCAGUGGUUUUACUCCUGGCGGAGAUUCCUUUGGGUCUGGUAUCUCGAAUCUCACCAUUGGCUCAACGCCAUCCAUCAGCACGGUGAAUGAUGUCAAGCCGACACCCACGAAGGCUCCUGCUCCGAGGAAUGCCAUGAAAUUGGGUGGGAAGGGCAAGGAUGUGGAUACUUUUGUGGAUCAGUUGAAGAAUGAGGGUGAAAAGAUUGCCAGCGUUCCAGCUCAGGCACCAGCUCAGGGCAUCGCUAAGCCCAAACCGGUUUCUGAUGUGCCAAUGGAAGAUAUCCAUUUGCACAUUGAGGAUAAACUUGUAGUUCGUCUGGGACGAGAUGGUGGUGUCCAGAAAUUUGAGCUAUCCGGAUUGCUGACACUGAGGAUAAGUGAUGAAAAAUUGGGCAGGAUUCGGGUGCAGCUGGAAAAUCGCGAUCAGCGUGGGAUUCAGCUACAGACACAUCCGAAUGUGGAUAAGGAAUUGUUCAAGACCAAAACACAGAUUGGCCUCAAGAAUCCAGCCAAGCCAUUUCCGCACAAUACCGACGUGGGAGUGCUGAAGUGGCGCUUCCAGACGCAAGAAGAGAAUGCCAUUCCGCUCACCAUCAAUUGCUGGCCGUCGGAGAAUGGGGAUGGCGGAUGUGAUGUAAAUAUUGAGUACGAGCUGGAACAUACGCAUCUUGAGCUGCGCGAUGUUACCAUCACGAUUCCGUUGCCAAUUGGAGCUGUUCCGUCAAUUGCUGAGUGCGAUGGUGAUUACAAUCACGAUUCCCGGAAAAAUACCUUGACAUGGAGUCUGCCAAUUGUCGAUGUGAACAACAAAGCCGGUUCGAUGGAAUUCAGUGUACCAGCAUCCAUUCCCGGUGACUUCUUCCCACUCAAUGUGGCUUUUGUGUCCAAGACACCCUAUGCUGACAUCAAGGCGUUGGAUGUGGCUCAAGUGGAUGAUGACAUGACGGUAAAAUUCUCCACGGAAACUGUCUUCUAUGCUGAAAAGUAUGAAAUUGUGUGAUUGCAUAGUCUUCAAGGCUUCUUUUCCACAAAACAGACACAAAAAGCAUUCUCACCUCUGGAUAACUAUCGGUCGUAUUUUUUUUCUCGCGGUGGGGCACUGAUGGGAACCGAGGCAGAGCACAUUUUUAUAAUCCCCCAAAAUGUUUUUUUCCCGCCCUUUUCAAUUGCCCUGAGUGGUGAACUAUUAAAGGAUCUAUUAUAAGAAGAAA
Messenger RNA from Phlebotomus papatasi, 1926 nucleotides. It is a transcript of the gene deltaCOP, whose product is annotated as coatomer subunit delta. Lineage: Eukaryota; Metazoa; Arthropoda; Insecta; Diptera; Psychodidae. The coding region runs from base 168 to 1715 and encodes 515 amino acids. Gene Ontology annotation, cellular component: cytosol; COPI vesicle coat. The record is from RefSeq and is a predicted model, not a curated record. Gene Ontology annotation, biological process: endoplasmic reticulum to Golgi vesicle-mediated transport; retrograde vesicle-mediated transport, Golgi to endoplasmic reticulum; Golgi localization. The transcript has 4 exons.